Caenorhabditis sp. 36 PRJEB53466 is the source of this 2833-nucleotide messenger RNA. Lineage: Eukaryota; Metazoa; Nematoda; Chromadorea; Rhabditida; Rhabditidae. The record is from the annotation of a GenBank genome assembly.
AUGAAUUCACUGGCCUUAAAAAGUGAGCAAGAAAAAAGUUACACAAAAGUUUCGAAUUUCGGUCUCGGAAACUCAAAAACCAGCAAUGUUUGUCGGGAGAACAUUCACUUGUCAUCAUCGCUUUUUUUCUCGUUCAAUUUCAGUAAAUAUUUUCAUGUUUGCCCACUUUUUCUCGUUUCUCUCCGUCUCGUCGCGGUCACACAAAUGUUAUAGUUAGACUACGGGCCGACACACACUUCUACUAGUCAUCACUUUAUGGUCGAAUUUUUUUCUUGAACACAUAUUUCACAACCUCACGCGAGACCAGUUUGUGAUAAAUGAGGGAAAACAUUAACACAUCGGAUGGGAUGCGAAACAAAAACAAAAGAGGCACUUUGUACUUUUGUCUAGUAUUCGGGUGUGUGAAGACGUUCUCCCGUCUGUAUUCUUAUUUUUCGAUAAAUUUCUACAACUCUAAAGUUCAGGCAAUUUUGUCAUUAUUUCUCUCUUCUUUUUAGAAACUGCUUCCUAGGCUAAUGUUUAUUUGUUGACUCAAGUCCCUCACUCCCACUUUACCAGUUCGUCUCCCCUCUGAUGUCUAGUAAAAAUGGCGGGCCUUUUGCAGGAAUGACGGACGAGUACAGAAGGCAUUCGGUGUCGGCGCCCCUCUCGAAGGACCUCGUCGAGUGUCUCCGCGAGUCGAUGCAGAGGGAGAUCAAGUUCGAGACUCCCUACGUUUUCGUCGUUUUUGGAGCUUCGGUAGGGCGCAAAUCAGUCUUGCUCAAAAAGUUUCUAAGCCAAAAUCCCUGCUUUUUGAGUAAAAUUAGGGGUUUCAGCUUCAAAUCGCUAUAUUAUAGGGGCACCGGAUAGAAAGGGCCCGCUGUUCGCAAUCUGGCCGAAUUUCUAGGCCGCGAAGUAAUUUUCCACUGAAAACGUGGCCUAACUUUUCAAACUCGGCCCCGAGGUCGCUCAAUUUGCUCUGAUCGUUCAGAUAAUUUCAUAGUUGUAACGGGAAGUACUUUGCAGGGCGACCUGGCAAAAAAGAAGAUAUACCCGACGCUGUGGUGGCUGUUCCGCGACAACCUCCUGCCCGUCAACAUCAAGUUCGUCGGCUACGCGCGCUCCGAUCUGACCGUCAGCCGCCUCCGCGAAUCGUUCGAAAAGUACUGCAAAGUGCGCGAAACCGAGAGAUCCGCGUUCGACGAAUUCAUCAAGCAUUGCUCUUACGUUCAGGUUUCCUCGUUUCUUCUGGGAAUUCCUAAUAGUCUCAAAAGAUUUACAGGGCAAAUACGACACUUCAGACGGAUUCCAACGCCUCCAAUCGUACAUUGACGACUUCCAAAAAGAAAGUCACAAUCGUAAGGCUUCCCCCUUUUCCCGGGAAACCUACAGUAAUCCUCCGUUCAGAAGCCGUCAACCGUCUCUAUUACCUGGCCCUCCCCCCGUCGGUCUUUAAUGUCGUAUCGACGGAACUCAAACAGAACUGCAUGGACAAGGGCGACUCGUGGAGCCGUGUCAUAAUCGAAAAACCGUUCGGACACGACUUGAAGUCCUCGUGCGAACUGUCGAAUCAUUUGGCGAAACUGUUCAAAGAGGAUCAGAUCUAUCGAAUCGAUCACUAUCUGGGCAAGGAAAUGGUGCAAAAUCUGAUGGUUAUGAGGUUCUGACACUCUUUUUUCCGCCCGGCCCCUGACCUCGAACCCUUACAGAUUCGGAAACCGCAUCCUUGCUCCGUCGUGGAACCGCGACCACAUCGCCUCCGUAAUGAUCUCGUUCAAAGAGGACUUUGGGACGGGCGGCCGCGCCGGCUACUUCGACACGGCCGGAAUCAUUCGCGACGUGAUGCAGAACCAUCUCAUGCAGAUUCUCACUCUCGUCGCCAUGGAAAAGCCGGCGAGUCUGAACGCGGAGGACAUCCGCGACGAAAAGGUCAAGGUGCUGAAGGCGACGAAGGUUGUGGAGCUGAAGGACGUCGUUGUCGGACAGUACGUCGCCAAUUCCGAGUGUCCACGUGAGAACCCAUCGAGGAUGAAUCUCUCGAAUCUUUUCAUUGCAGACCCAGAAGCCUCGCACGGCUACCGGGACGAUAAGGACGUUCCGGCCGACUCGACAACGCCCACCUACGCACUCGCGGUCCUCCACAUUAACAACGAACGAUGGGAGGGAGUGCCGUUCUUCCUCAGAUGCGGAAAAGGUUUGACCGAACUGGCUAGUACUUGUAAUUACAGAAAAUACCAUUUACAGCUCUGAACGAAAAGAAAGCCGAGGUGCGCAUCCAAUUCAAAGAGGUUUCCGGAGACAUUUACCCGGCGGGCGAGCUGAAACGGUCGGAGCUCGUGAUGAGAGUUCAGCCGAACGAAGCGGUCUACAUGAAAUUGAUGACCAAGAAGCCGGGAAUGGGAUUCGGCGUCGAGGAGACCGAACUCGAUUUGACCUAUAAUAAUCGGUGAGGGAAUGAGGGGAUUUCUGGCAAAACGUUGUCAGAAAACUGAGAAAAUUUGCCUUGAAGUAUCACUGUUUGUCUUCAAAACGUUCCAUUUGUCAGGUACAAGGAAGUACGACUUCCGGACGCGUACGAACGUCUCUUCCUCGAAGUGUUCAUGGGAUCGCAGAUCAACUUCGUUCGAACUGACGAGCUGGAGUACGCGUGGCGCAUCCUGACGCCAGUGCUCGAGCAGCUUGAAAAGGAGAAAGUGAAGCCGGUUGAGUACAAAUUCGGAAGGUAACACCCCUCAAAUCUAAUCAGAUUUAAUGGUAUCCUUGCAGCCGCGGACCGACGGAAAGCGACGAACUGAUGAAGAAGUAUGGAUUCGUGUUCACCGGAACCUACAAAUGGGUGGCGCCGAAACUGUGA